Messenger RNA from Ornithorhynchus anatinus (platypus), 7961 nucleotides. It is a transcript of the gene MARF1, whose product is annotated as meiosis regulator and mRNA stability factor 1. Gene Ontology annotation, biological process: post-transcriptional gene silencing. The transcript is spliced from 27 exons. Gene Ontology annotation, cellular component: cytoplasm; peroxisome. The coding region runs from base 280 to 5580 and encodes 1766 amino acids. Gene Ontology annotation, molecular function: RNA nuclease activity; mRNA base-pairing post-transcriptional repressor activity; CCR4-NOT complex binding. The record is from RefSeq and is a predicted model, not a curated record. NCBI's taxonomy places the organism in Eukaryota, Metazoa, Chordata, Mammalia, Monotremata, Ornithorhynchidae.
UUGGAGCGGAGCAGGCAUUUGAGAGCUCUGUCCUGGAUGCCGGAUAAUUGAGCUGUAAAAUGCAGAAUUUGCCCAGUGUGCGCCCGAGGAAUGCCAGGAGAGCUGCUUUUCCGUAGCCGUGAGGAUUGGUGCCGGGAGCGUGUGCUUUCUUUCACCUUUUAAGAAUUUCGGUGCUCAAAAUGCCGCACUUUGCCCGACCCCGAAAAGGCCUAUCUGAGAAGGGAAGAAUGAAAGCAAGAAAGGCCGAAAGAAUGUUGAGCGAUUCUGUAUGGUCAUAUAAUGGACGGAAACGGAACGCGGAAUCCCUGCAGUAGAUCCCUCGGAUGGCUUCAACGACAAGAUAACGAUGCUAAGCCAUGGCUUUGGAAAUUCUCUAAUUGCUUUUCUCGUCCCGAACAGACGUCGCAACUUAGUCCCAAAACGAAAAAUGACAUGGAGAACAAGAAAGUUGCCGUGGAGCCGAAGGAGACGCCAUCUCCUCUCCGUGUUGGCCCGAACCUCUUUCCGGCAAUCCCCCUCCCCGACAUUCGUCCUCUUCAGCCGCCUCCCAUCCAGCUCCCGGCUGGGCCCAAAGUAAGCUGCUGCGCUCAUUGCUCUAGUGACCCCUCGACCCCUCCGGUGCAUUGUGGUGGCGGAGGCUCGGGGAGCGGAAGUGCCGCUAGCUUGAUUCACGCCGGCACCGUGUUAGACUCGCCGGGCACCGGGACCAUCACGUGCCAAGUAGGGUCCGGGUUCGCCUAUCAGGCGGCCCCUUCGCUCAAGAACGCUCCGGCUAGGAACAGCCUGGCGGGCGUCGCCGGCGACUUUCCCGCCGUGUGUCUAGAAAGUAACCUCUCCGCCUGCAAGCACCUGCCCUGUUGCGGAAAACUCCAUUUCCAAUCCUGUCACGGUAACGUGCACAAGCUGCGGCAGUUCCCGGCUCUCCAGAGCUGCUCGUCUUCUGGCUAUUUCCCCUGUUCCGAGUUCACGAGCGGGGCCCCGGGGCACUUGGAAGAGCACGUGGCUCAGUCGGACCUCACGUCACACGUCUGCACCAACCCUUUGCGCCUAAACGUGGCCCCGUCGGUUUGUUUAAAGGGUUCUCACUACUGCGAAGACUGUUUAAGCAAGCCAGGAAGAAAUAGUAUAAUCGACGGGGCUAAAGUCUGGCCAAAUAUUCCACCUCCAAGUACUCAGGCUGCACCUCUCUCUAUCCCGCUGUGUAAUGGCUGUGGAACCAAAGGAACGGGAAAAGAAGCAACUUUGCUCCUGGCAACUAGCCUCGGCAAAGCAGCGGCGAAAUACGCUUGUCAAAUUUCCGAAGGAUCGCCCGAAGUUGCAAUAACAGCACAGGUGCUGGAAAACUUACCCCCUAUCGGAGUCUUCUGGGACAUUGAAAACUGCUCGGUUCCCACGGGCCGCUCAGCUGUGGCAGUGGUCCAGCGGAUCCGUGAGAAGUUCUUUAAAGGCCACAGAGAAGCCGAAUUCAUCUGCGUGUGUGACAUCAGUAAGGAAAAUAAAGAAGUUAUUCAGGAGCUGAAUAACUGCCAGGUGACCGUCGCACACAUCAACGCCACAGCCAAAAAUGCGGCCGACGAUAAACUCAAACAGAGUCUCAGGAGGUUUGCCGACACUCACACUGCCCCAGCCACCGUGGUCCUCGUUUCGACCGAUGUGAACUUCGCAUUGGAGAUUAGCGAUCUGAGACACAGACAUGGUUUCCACAUCAUUUUGGUACACAAAAACCAGGCCUCUGAAGCCCUGCUGCAUCAUGCUCACGAACUGAUCCGAUUUGAAGAAUUCAUUUCGGACCUGCCGCCGAGGUUACCCCUAAAAACUCCACAGUGCCACACACUGCUCUAUGUGUACAAUCUACCAACCAACAGAGACGGUAAAAGCGUCAGCAACAGACUCAGGCGGCUGUCAGAUAACUGUGGAGGGAAAGUCCUAAGCAUUUCCGGCAGUAGCGCGAUCCUGCGCUUCUUAAACCAAGAGAGCGCGGAACGUGCCCAGAAGCGAAUGGAAAAUGAAGACGUCUUCGGCAAUAGGAUCGUUGUGUCUUUUAUGCCCAAAAACAAAGAACUGAACGAAACGAAGAACUCCAACACCGUUGCUGAUAAGGUGAAGUCUCCCAAAAAGGUGAACAAGAACCCGAAGCUGUGCCUCAUCAAAGAUGCAAGCGAACAAUCUCCCAAUACCAAAACCAAUUCUGGAAGAGGGUUGCCGGCAAACUCCGGAUCUGCUGCGAAACACACAAACGUGAAAAGUUUACAGGAGCUGUGCCGCAUGGAAUCGAAGUCCGGUAAUAGAAAUAACGAACACCAGCAAGAUCCGACGAGAUUGGAAGCGCUUUCUCCACAGAAUAAUUCGCAUCCUGCCGGUGCAGAAAUUCCGACAACCAAAAAUGCGGGCUCAGCAGAAGCGAUGUAUAAAACCAGUCUGAAAAAGGAAAUUCUCACUACCCGAAGCAGUACCAGUUCUCCUAUGGAGAAAAAGGAUAAGGAAGAAAUCGUCUUCCAAGUCAGCUUCCCGUCCGCUUUCAGCAAGUUACCAGUGCCAAGGCAGCUCAGCCCUCUGCUCGUGUCUCCGAGUUGGUCGUCUCGCAGGAGUAUGUCUCCGAACCUCUUGAACAGAGCCUCUCCGCUUACGUUCACUGUGGCCAAUCCCGCCGGUGGGACAGACUGUCCUGACCCGUUUGCAAAUGGUGCUGAUAUUCAGAUCAGCAAUAUAGAUUACAGAUUGUCCCGGAAAGACCUACAACAAGUUUUGCAAGAAAUUUUCUCCAAGCAUGGCAAGGUUAAGAAUGUAGAACUUAGUCCACACACAGAUUAUCAAUUGAAGGCUACCGUUCAGAUGGAAAGUUUACAAGAAGCAAUCACGGCAGUCAAUAGCCUUCACCGAUUCAAAGUGGGCAGCAAAAGGAUCCAGGUGUCUCUGGCUACAGGAACUACGAACAAAUCACUCUCUUUGUUAAGCUCAGAAACAGUGUCCAUCCUUCAGGACGCCCCGGCUUGUUGUUUGCCUCUGUUCAAAUUCACAGAUAUCUAUGAAAAGAAGUUUGGGCACAAGUUGAAUGCGUCGGACUUGUCUAAAUUAACCGACAUCGUGGCGAUGCGUGAUCAAGGGAAUGUCCGGUUGGUGUGUCUGUUACCCAGCAGUCAAGCCCGACAGAGCCCUUUAGGGUCUUCCCAGUCACACGAUGGUUCGUCAACCAACUGCAGCCCUAUAAUAUUCGAAGAACUGGAAUAUCACGAACCCAUCUGCAAACAGCAUUGCCCUAAAAAAGAAUUUAGUGAACAUGAAUUUGAUCCAGACUCUUAUCAGAUUCCUUAUGUGAUUCUCUCUCUGAAGAAAUUUGCACCCCAAGUUCACGGUCUCCUGCAGACUCACGAGGGCACUGUGCCUUUACUAAGCUUUCCAGACUGUUACUCUGCAGAGUUCAGUGAUCUAAAAAUAGUGCAGGAAAAUCAAGGAGGGGUUCCCUUAGAGCACCUCAUUACCAGUGUGCCUGGAGUGAACAUUGCCACUGCACAAAAUGGCAUCAAAGUAGUUAAGUGGAUACACAAUAAGCCUCCACCUCCAUCCGCAGACCCUUGGCUUCUGCGAUCUAAAAGUCCCAUAGGUAACCCCCAACUUAUCCAGUUCAGCAGAGAAGUGAUCGACUUACUGAAGAACCAACCGUCAUGUAUCAUACCAGUUGGUAAAUUCAUCCCAACCUACCAUCACCAUUUUGCAAAGCAGUGCCGAGUGUCAGACUACGGAUAUUCCAAGUUAAUGGAAUUAUUAGAAGCCGUGCCUCACGUGUUAGAAAUCCUUGGAAUGGGCUCCAAACGCUUGUUGACCCUAACCCACAGGGCCCAAGUGAAGCGCUUUACUCAAGAUUUACUGAAACUUCUCAAAUCCCAGGCCAGUAAACAGGUUAUUGUGAGAGAGUUCUUACAGGCAUAUCAUUGGUGUUUCUCAAAGGACUGGGAUGUUACCGAAUAUGGCGUAUGUGAGUUGGUUGAUAUAAUAUCAGAAAUUCCAGAUACGACAAUCUGUUUGUCCCAACAAGAUAGUGAAAUGGUGAUCUGUAUCCCCAAACGAGAACGCACCCAGGAAGAAAUUGAUAGAACAAAGCAGUUCUCUAAAGAGGUCGUUGAUUUGCUGCGCCAUCAGCCUCAUUUCAGGAUGCCUUUUAACAAAUUUAUUCCCUCCUACCAUCACCAUUUUGGUCGUCAGUGCAAGCUUGCUUAUUAUGGGUUUACCAAACUACUCGAACUUUUUGAAGCCAUACCAGAUGUUUUACAAGUAUUGGAAUGUGGUGAAGAGAAGAUCCUUACAUUGACAGAGGUAGAGCGAGUCAAAGCUCUGGCUGCCCAGUUUGUUAAACUUCUUAGGUCGCAAAAAGACAACUGCCUUCUUAUGACCGAUUUGCUUACAGAGUAUGGGAAAACCUUUGGCUACACCCUGCGCCUCCAAGAUUACGACGUCAGUUCAGUUCCGGCCUUAAUGCAGAAACUUUGUCAUGUCGUGAAGGUUGCUGACACCGAGUCUGGGAAACAGAUUCAUCUGAUAAAUCGAAAGUCCCUCCGGUCUCUCACUGCCCAGUUGCUAGUGUUGUUGAUGUCUUGGGAAGGAAAUUCCUUUCUUUCUGUUGACCAGCUCAAGAGGCACUAUGAAACUCUCCACAGUGCUCCCCUCAACCCCUGCGAAUAUGGAUUCAUGACCUUGACGGAGCUCUUGAAGAGUCUGCCUUACUUAGUUGAGGUUUUUACCAAUGAUGUGGCAGAGGAAAACGUGAAACUCACCAGUCUCUACCUGUUUGCGAAGAACGUGCGGGCUCUGCUCCAAACUUACCACUACCAGCAAAUCUUCCUCCAUGAAUUUCCUGUGGCCUAUACCAAAUAUGUAGGAGAAGUAUUGCAGUCCAAGUCUUAUGGCUAUAACAGCCUAGAAGAACUCUUGGGAGCUAUUCCACAGGUUGUCUGGAUAAAGGGCCAUGGUCAUAAGAGAAUUGUAGUAUUAAAGAAUGACAUGAAAAACUGUCAAUUUUUCUCUCCUGUAGCUCGUUUUAGUUCACCCAAUUUUUCCCCUGACAAUCAUGUGAAUGACCCUGGAAGUCAGCCAACAGACGGUGGCGGACUCAUUCCGGAGAGACCUGCAUCCUGUGCCUCCUUGGAACUGAAACUGGGAAUAUAUAGCAACGGUCCUAAUCAGACAGAACAGGAGCUCCUGUGCCUAACCAAUACAUCCCCCAUCGACCUCUUGUGUGAACCAGUCCCUUCCUGCUUGCCUUCCCCGCAGCUGAGGCCUGAUCCGGUGGUCCUAGAGUCUGCUGACCUCAUUCAGUUCGAGGAACGUCCUCAAACCCCCUCUGAAACGACGCUUUUAAGAGAAGGCGAAGGAAAGAAAAUGACAGCAAGCAAAGAAGAGCAGACACGCCCUGACCUCGGGGCAGCCGAAACCCCGGAGAACCUCCCAAUGCCUCCCUGUCCAUCCUCCGAAACCCCGGAGUCUCGGCCGAGCAAGGAUGCGACGGAAAGCCCGGCCAAAAGACAACACAAAAACAAAGUGAAAUUGGCAGCCAACUUCUCCUUUGCGCCUAUAACCAAGCUUUAACUUUUGAUUUUGACAUAGAAUUAGAUCACAGAAAACUGUCUGACUCUGCACACAAAAAUAGGUUCAAAGUUAUCCGCCCUUCCUUUCACGUUUUAACGGAAACCCCUUACGGUCCACUAAAUUUCUAUUUAUUGGUAUAGUCCACCCCGUUUUGGUUCCUUUUUUACCCUGAACACAGUUUCCAGCGGAAAAAGUUUUUUUUAAAAAAAAAUAUGAUUUGAAAGAAAGAAAAAACUUUCCAGCACUGAUUUAAGAAUCCUUGAGAUAUUUUUACCAAAUUUUCUUACUAGUUACAAAUCAAAUGGUGUUGGGUGAAAAAAGAAAGGGCUACUAAUUCAGCCAGAAAGAAAUGGGUUUAAUUUUCAACCGAGCCUCACGAGUGGUAUAAUCGUGCCCCGAUCGACCGAUAUUCUCUAGGCCAUUGCUUACUGAUGUUAUUUUUGAACAGUAUUAACCAAUGAAUUGUCUUGAAGCCUGUUAAGCGAUUUAAAAUGUGUUAAAGCACACUGGACUGGGAUGAGCAGAUGGGAGGUUUUGAAAGCAUUUGCUUCCGUGUGACUUGUAAUUACACCUCGUCGUUCAUUUAAAGGUGUCUCUAGACGGUGACUGUGGCUUCAUUACCAGAUUUGUUUUAAACGAUCUUCGGCAUUUUCGAUUCCGUCGGGGAGCUUUCCGGGAAGUUUGAGGGUGUUCUGAGCUUCCCUUUUAGGUCGAGUUUCAGUUUGCCAUGAACUGGGUUAAGGAAAACGGAGGUGGUCUCGGAGCGCCACGGAAGUGUUCGGAUUACAGCGCACGUGCGAUUGUGUGUCGAGGCAGGAUGGGUCAGGAUGGUUCUGAUUUUCUAAAAUAUGCAUCAGUUGCAUAAACUAUCACAGAGCAGGCGAGGAGAAAUACUUUAACCAAAGAGGUAGCGAUACUAUUUCCACUGGAAGGAGACAGAGAGAUUCUAUCUGCACGUGAGAAGGCCGUGGUGGUUCUGUUGACUCUUGCGUGUGACAUUUUAAAGCAGGUUUUGGCCAUUGGGAAGCUUUGUGUGUGUGCGCGCGUGUGUGUGUGUGUGUUUGUGUGUAUGAGUGUGUGUGUGUCUGAGCGAGGAGAGAGAUGGCAUAUUGUCUUUUAACUGUGCUGUUUUUAUUCUGAUGGCUACUUCUAGUGUUGGAAGCGUACUGAGUCGUGGUGUUUUGUGUUGGCGUUUGGAAAAGCCAGCCUGGAGGCAGCACUCCACUAGUGGAAUGACCGUAUUUGGAGUUGGCUGAAAUGUCCAGUGACAGAAGGCCUCUUACCCCUUCUGGGUAAACCUGACAUUUACAAUGGAUUGUAUUUGUCAGGCAAAGAGACUACAUUGCUCACAAUGCGGAAAAAACCUGUCGCACAACGUCGUCCACUAGUCGAACGGUUUCUUUUUCAGAGGGAAUAUAUUUUGUAAUGUACAAGAAAGGCGGAAAACGGGCUCAGAUUUCAUAGCCAGCAUUUGGAAAAUGCCACUGAAUAAGGGCUACAGAGAGAAUUUUACAAGGUAGAUUUUGCUGAAAAAUCUUUUAAAAGAAAGCUAGGCAUCCCCAGUACUAAACGCAUAGCCAACACUAAGAGAGACAGACAGACAGACAGACAGAGAGACACACACUGGAAAGGUUUUUCUGAGUGUUACGGCGCAGUAUGAGACCUUUCAAUGUGCAUUUCCUCUACACGCGGAGAUGGUUACAGGAAGAGGAAAUUCAGAUGAACGGAUUGUUUUAAGACUGCUUUUAAAAGACUUCAUGAAUGUUGAACAUCUGUCACCUUCAACGUGGACUUCACAUGAUAGGAUUUGUGCAUUUUGGAUCUUUUGUUGACCUGGAAAAAAAAAAAUUGGUACAAUUAGACGAUGCAAGAGGUGUCAUUACUAAUCACGGGAAACAGUCCAGGACAGCAGGCUCUCAAGGUCAUAAGGGACAAAAGAGUCACAGCUCUGUGCUGUCGAGGGAACGUGGGGGAUUAUGCCACUCGUGGAGGUCAGCAGGUGCUCCUGGCAAGGAGGAAAGUGUAUUCGGAGGAAAAUUAUGUUCAUGAUGUGUAUUACACGACGGCCAAUCUUACUGCAAUAUCAUUUAGUCCAAAGACUGAAUCGAAUGAUGUGACUUACUGAUCUGAAAGAAUUAGGACAAUGACAUGCUCGGAUUUCCAGUUGGAAAGAUAUACCGAUUUAUAUUUUGCCAAUUCGAAAAGGCCACCACCAAAUUGUCAGAGAGACUCCCCUUCUGCCUUGCACUGUUGGAUUUGGGUUGGAGGGAGGGAGUGAUUUCCUUAACUGUCUACUUUGUUUGAACACUACUUUGUGGUUCAAGUGCUGUUUUGUGUGUUGGGACCAAACAGUUGUCAAAUAAAAUUUACAAGCAAGCAUA